GCAGAAACGGCAGGGAAGAGUGUCUUCAUCAAAUUCUAUGCCCCGUGGUGCGGCCACUGCAAGAAACUGAAACCUGAUUGGGACAAACUGAUGGAUGAAAUCAACGGCGGUCCUGGAUCUCUCGUUGCAGAUGUGGAUUGCACCGGGGAGGGCCAGUCCUUGUGCCAAAAGCAUGGAGUCGGGGGAUACCCCACACUCAAGUAUGGCGAUCCUGGCGACUUGCAGGACUAUCAAGGUGGUCGAGACUUCAAUUCCUUGAAGAAGUUUGCAGAAGAGAACCUGGGACCGACUUGCGGCCCAGCGAAUUUGGAUCUUUGCAGUGACGAGGUGAAGAAAAAGAUCGAAGGUUACAUGGUGAUGUCUCCAGAUCGGCUCGAGGGCAAGAUUCGGAAUGCAAUUCGAAUUGUGGAAGAGGAGGUGCCUUUCAUGAAGAAGGUCUCUGCUCACAUGAAAAAGGCAAAGAGUGAGCUCUAAGGUGCAGCUUAGGCUCCGGAUUGCUUGGUUUUGGCGACUUCACCUUAGACUUACAAGAAGCCAAGGGCCACUUCCAAAAUUGAGUGGCAACACUGCAAGACAGUUCAAAGCGCUGAUGUUGUUGCUUCCAACCAGCGACGCAAUUGGCUCACCUAGAGCGGAAUGCUGAGUGUUGGGAAGCAGUUUCUGUUUCUAGCUUUGGAGAAGAAACCAGUCGCGCACAAGCGACGAAAAGAACUUGGCAUUGAGAAGUAUUGAUUUCAGGACUUCUGUCGUAGUGCAUGAAGGAUCAAUAAA
Cladocopium goreaui is the source of this 771-nucleotide messenger RNA. Lineage: Eukaryota; Dinophyceae; Suessiales; Symbiodiniaceae. The record is from the annotation of a GenBank genome assembly.